This is a messenger RNA of Stegostoma tigrinum, 1554 nucleotides long. RefSeq names its product kelch domain-containing protein 9-like. Gene Ontology annotation, molecular function: cyclin binding. The record is from RefSeq and is a predicted model, not a curated record. The transcript has 5 exons. NCBI's taxonomy places the organism in Eukaryota, Metazoa, Chordata, Chondrichthyes, Orectolobiformes, Stegostomatidae. The coding region runs from base 389 to 1468 and encodes 359 amino acids.
UCUCAUUCAUUAGAAGCUGCGAGAAUCACCGGCACUCUCCUUCAAUUCCAAUCUCUUUUUAAUUCCUUCCCUCUGGAAAGUUGUUGGAAAUUUUAAAAUACUUUAUCCUCCUUUAUCUUGGGAUUGCAAUUGUCCAGGAACAAUUUUCAAUGGAUUUGCCGGGAACUGUAUUUGGAAAUUCACCGUAAUUUUAAUCAGUUAACUUGGCGGGGGGGACGGGUUGUGGUCUGAGUUGGUCGGGUCGGGAUUUGAAUAGAAACUCUGGAACGCUAGGGAGUGUGAUCGGAAACCCGCGAACCGGUCCAAUCGGCUGUGGUUCGCGAAGGGUGAUUUGCUUUGAGGAGUUCAGGCUAAUGUUUGAUCGAUUACAGUGGGAAGCUGAGACGAAAUGUUUGUUGAUCAGGAGGAGGUCAGAGGUCAUGCGGUCUCCCCGAGCGACGCUGAGGACGGCUGGGCCUGGAAGAGGGUGGGCUCCUCGGAGCUGCUGGCUCGGGCCUUCCACAGCGCCAAUCUGGUCGGGGGCAAGCUGCUGGUGUUCGGGGGCACGAGGUCGGCCGAUCCCCGGGAUCCCCCCCUUGGGGACCUGCUAGUCCUGGAGCCCUUGGGCCUGGCGGUCGAGAGGGUGGUGUCGGGAGGCCCGGCCCGCAGUCACCAUGCGGCCGUGACCCUUCACGACCGCUGGCUGGUAGUGGUGGGUGGCUGGGAUGGUAAGAGGAGGCUGGCAGAUGUCCACAGCUUUGACCUGGCACCAGGCGGGGGCUGGAGGGAGCUGAGCCAGGCAGUGGGGAACCAGGCCCCUGUGGGCCUCAGUGGGCACACUUGCACCAAGCUCUCGGACCAUGAAGUGCUGGUGCUGGGCAGGGAAGGUGGGGUCCACACCCAGAGGAGAUUUGCCAGUAUCUUCAGUCUUCACAUCAACACCUACUCGCACACGUACUGGUACAAGGAAUGCGAGUCAAGGACAGCUUCGAGAUCGGGACACACCGCCAUCCUGACCCAGGCUCAUGGGCACCGGGCAACACAGUACCAACUCCUGGUUUUUGGGGGCCGAAAUUCCGCUGAGAUGGAGCCUGUGGAGAUCUGGACGGAAGGGGGCGUCAGGCCAGAGCACGUGCAUGCUCCCGGACUGGUCGAGCACCUCCGCUCCCUCAUCAGCUCGGGAACAGCGACCUCCAGGAGGCCUGGUGCCCUGCGCCAUCACUCGAUGACCCUGGUGGGACCCUUCGCUGUGCUCUAUGGGGGAGAAUGUUUCAGUAAGACCACCGACGCCGUCUGCAACGACCUCUUCAUCUACGACACACGGUCCCCAGGAGCAACGUGGUACCACAUCUCCAACAGAGACCCUCAGAUGAAGAGGUUUGGUCAUCGGGUGGUCCUGACGGCGAACCGUCUGUGCCUGAUUGGGGGCAGAGGGCAAGAUGGCAGGAGCUGCAGCUCCCAUAUCUACACCCUGGGCCCGAAGAGCUGACCGCCAUCUUGAGGAGGGGGAAAUCGGGAAUCUUUCAAAAUAAUGAAAUAACCUGCAGCCACAAUCUGCAGGAAACGUACAACGUU